This is a messenger RNA of Salvelinus sp. IW2-2015, 2244 nucleotides long. Lineage: Eukaryota; Metazoa; Chordata; Actinopteri; Salmoniformes; Salmonidae. The record is from RefSeq and is a predicted model, not a curated record.
UUUUCCACUCAGGUGAGUUGGCCAGCCAGCCACGCAACACUAGAGCUACUGAAAACAUGGCUGCUUCUGUACGGGUGAGGACGUGGAACAGCAAGGCUAGCUCAGUCAAACCCUGGCUCCUUCUUUUGACAGGGAUCCUUUUAUUAUGCUAUGCAAAUAGCGGGGUCAUGGCAGCACCAGAACUGGGACAAUGGAGUAUUACAGUUAUCAAUACCUCAAGACCAUUGCUUUUGAGGAAAUCCAUGUAUAAAGACACUGAUAUCAAAUUGAAAGUUGUGUCCUUUGGUUGUCCAGAGGAGAUGACUUUUACCAUUCAAUGGUACUUGAAAUACUAUCCCUGUCACAAUGAGUUCAAUAAUAUUGAGGAAAUGUAUGAGAGGACGCCACUGAGUCGAGGACAGAGUAUGGAUCCUAACCCUCUAGGACAAGGGGAAUGCAUUGAGCACAAGCACAAGCCCUUGACCUGCAACAAUGACCUGCGAUACUUCCCAAUGCUAAAUAAAGCCAAGGCAGAACCACGGCCCGUUGUCCCUCCCAUGGAAGGAGUAGCACCGGGCUCAGAUGAAAACUACACGAAGUGGACGAUGGAGGAGUACGACAAAGUCGGCGGUCUGAAGAACGGCAGUGUGUCGCUUAAACAUGACGUCAUCGCCACCACGUGGAAGGACGGCCCUUAUCUGCUGGUGGUGGUGAUUAAGUCUAACAAACAGGAAGCCAACUGGAAUCUAACAGUCAACGUCGUAAUGAAAGGAACCCACGGCUACAUCUCCAUCACGGAAUGGCCUCUCAUGAUCUUCUAUAUGGUGAUGUGUACAGUGUACAUCCUGUAUGCGUUACUCUGGUUCCUGUGGGCUGCCUGCUACUGGAAGGACUUACUGAGGAUCCAGUUCUGGAUAGCUGGAGUCAUCUUUCUGGGCAUGGUGGAGAAGGCUGUGUUCUGUGCUGAGUACGAGAACACCAACGGUGUUGGGGCAGCUUCUCCAGGCCUGUUGAUCUUUGCUGAACUCAUCUCUGCCCUGAAGAGAACCCUGGCACGGCUGCUGGUCAUUAUAGUCAGUCUGGGAUAUGGUAUAGUCAAACCUCGACUGGGUACAGUGAUGCACAGAGUGGUGGGACUAGGUGUGCUGUACUUUGCCUUUGCUGCCAUCGAAGGUGUGCUUAGGAUCACUGGGGCGAAAGACUCUGACCUGGCUCUGUUGGCCAACAUUCCUCUGGCUCUGCUUGACUCUUCUCUCUGCUGGUGGAUAUUUGUGAGCCUGGCUCACACUAUAAAGACACUGAAGCUGAGAAGAAACCCAGUGAAGCUGUCUCUCUACAGACAUUUCACAAACACACUCAUCUUCGCCAUUAUAGCUUCAAUCAUUUUCAUGGUGUGGACGACGAAAAAAUUCAGACUAGCCGACUGUCAAUCUGACUGGGUGGAGUUGUGGGUAGAUGAUGCCUUCUGGAGGUUCCUGUUCUCCAUCAUACUGCUGGUUAUCAUGUUCUUAUGGAGACCCUCUGCUAACAACCAGAGAUAUGCGUUCACUCCAUUGAUGGAUGACUCUGACGAUGAGGAGAUUGAGGAGUUCCUGGUGUCAGCUAAUUUAGCUGAUGGCAUAAAGCUGAGAGCCUCCAACUUUAAGAGUGAGACGAACGGCUCAGCCAAGCCUUCAGGAUCUAACCCGGAUGAAGACUUGAAGUGGGUGGAAGAGAACAUUCCUACCUCUCUAACAGAUGUAGCGUUGCCUGUCCUUCUUGAUUCAGAUGAGGAAAUCAUGACUACAAAAUAUGAAAUGUCCAAGAUGGAGUAACAUGGGAAAUCUUCCUACUACGCACGAUGGAUGCAGAGCAUCUCUUCCUCCUGAGAUUGGUUCCUCCUGCAUGGCAUGGAAGAGACAGAUCACCUGGAGCGCGACACCUCUUCCGUCCUAGGCCUGUUUAGGCUGAGAGUCAGACCUCUGUCUACAACACUACUGGGGCUUAACACCUCUGACUUGGCGAUCAGCAGGGUCCUAUUCAUUGGGUAUCAAAUGGAAGAAAACUGAUUUAAACAGGAGGUACUACCUGAACUUGUCCAAUAAGAAAUGCUGGUUAUAGUUUUCCGUUGCAAAACGUUUUUGCUGCGGUGUGCCCUAAUGUAUUUAGCCCUCUCACCCUCUCCACAAACCAAGACAUAAUAAUUAGUGUGUCCCAAAGUGCACCCUAUUCCCUAUUCAGUGCCUUUUGAAAGACUCCUUGACUUUUUUUCAGCCGUAUUCUAAA